GUGUCUUUCUGGCAGCAGCCGAAGGCGGUGCUCGCCUCCUGCGCAAAAGGCCAGUGGGGCGCUUCCCCGGCCGCCCCGCCCUCCUCUUGUCGGGGGCGAGGCAACGUGGGGUUGAGAUCCUAGGCGAGAUCUCUUUUGGGGAGGGAAACUCCCUGCAGACAGGGCGGAAUAAUGCAAAAGGGCAGGCUGCCGAAGCGGAGGGGAGAACUCCGCGUCUGCUGCUGCUGCUUCGAAGUAAGGGAAUGCGUUUAGCCCGCACCAACAUGGCUGCUGCCGCCGUCUUCAGGACUGCAAGCCGAACGCUGCACCCGUUUGCAAAAAACAACAGAUGCAAUCCAGCACGAAUCCAGCUACAAUGGAGAUGUCAGUUGACUGCAGCAGCACCUGUCGAAAUAAAAAAACCCAAGCCUCAAAUUCAACCUGAAAAAAGGAAACCAAAAACAGGGAUUUUGAUGUUGAACAUGGGCGGCCCAGAGACUCUGGGAGAAGUACAUGAUUUCCUCCUUCGGCUGUUUCUGGACAGAGACCUGAUGACGCUUCCAGUUCAAAAUAAGCUCGCUCCCUUCAUUGCGAAGCGGCGCACUCCGAAAAUCCAGGAACAAUACAGACAGAUUGGAGGAGGAUCACCCAUCAAGAAAUGGACAGCGACGCAAGGAGAGGCCAUGGUGAAACUGCUGGACGAAAUGGCUCCUCACUCUGCUCCCCACAAAUACUAUAUCGGCUUCCGUUAUGUCCACCCUCUGACAGAAGAAGCAAUUGAGCUGAUGGAGCAAGAGGGCAUCGAACGGGCCAUCGCUUUCACACAGUAUCCACAGUUCAGCUGCUCGACCACAGGGAGCAGUUUAAAUGCCAUCUAUCGCCACUAUAACACCAAAGGGGCAAAGCCAAAGAUGAAGUGGAGCACCAUAGAUCGGUGGCCGACGCAUCCCCUUCUGAUUCAGUGUUUUGCAGAGCACAUCCAGAAGGAGCUGGAGUUGUUUCCACCCGAAAAGAGGAAAGACGUUGUCAUACUUUUCUCCGCUCACUCCCUACCUAUGUCUGUAGUUAAUCGAGGUGAUCCAUAUCCCCAAGAGGUGGGAGCUACUGUCCAGAGGGUUAUGGAGAAACUCAACUACUCCAACCCUUACAGGCUGGUGUGGCAAUCCAAGGUGGGUCCUAUGCCAUGGCUGGGUCCUCAGACAGAUGAGACCAUCAAAGGGCUCUGCCAAAGGGGGAAGAGGAAUAUUUUGUUGGUUCCGAUAGCAUUUACCAGCGACCACAUCGAAACCCUCUAUGAACUGGACAUUGAGUACUCUCAGAAGUUAGCCACGGAGUGUGGGAUUGAAAACAUCAGAAGAGCAGAAUCUCUCAACGGAAGUCCUCUGUUUGCCAAGGCACUGGCAGACUUAGUCUGUUCCCAUCUGCAGUCGAACGAAAUCUGCUCCAAGCAGUUGACCCUCAGCUGCCCGCUCUGCGUGAAUCCCGUCUGCCGCGAGAUGAAAUCUUUCUUUACCAGUCAAGAGCAAUGAUGUGUGCUUUUACGGAGGCGAUACCUUCGGAUGAAGAAGCCCUGUGGAUUUUGAGAAUCUUCCUCUGCGCUCUUUCUUCAGCUCCUCGAUUUGGACCGUUUCACACACGAUUGUGUUUGUGUGUGUCCAUUGUGAAGCAGCCCUGGACCCCGAGGAGUGGUUUACACUGGGAUGCAAGAGGGAAGAACUUGAGACUUGUUUUCUUUUCUGUUGAGGGAUCUAGUGCGGAAGGGAAGUAGCCAGGGGUGGAAUUGUAGCAGAAACUCCUUUGCAUAGUAGGCCACACACCCCUGAUGUAGCCAAUCCUCCAAGAGCUUAGGAGGCUCUUUUUUGUAAGCUCUUGGAGGAUUGGCUACAUCAGGGGUGUGUGGCCUAAUAUUCAAAGGAGCUCCUGCUAGAACUCCAUGCCUGGAAGUCACUUCUAAGGACUCCAUCCUGCAGAGUGCGGAGAACACUCGGCUCCCUCUAGAACAGAUAAGCGUGGCAGGGGAAGACGAGGGCUCUUCGUAUUCCUCAGUAUCAGUCCCAGCAGUUCCCUUUUCGGCCUACCAAGAGCUGAAAUGUUACAUGUUGGACUCCCCCAGCCACUUACACUGGGGUUUAGUUCUGUUGAUUUAAUUGAUGCUGUUUGAGGAGAAACGGCUGGUGGCUUUUGGUUCUGUGGGAGGGGCCCGUCCUCCAGCCUAGUUCUGUCCAGUCCAGAAAGCCUGCUCCAGAGAUCUGGACCUGAGAAUUUCUACCUAGAUCUCUGAGAGCUCUUAAUAUGCACUUAUAUUUACAUCAAGCCUUCCAGGUAGGAUAAACUACUAUUUUUUGAGGUCCUGUUUUUGGAGCUCUGUAGCAAAUUCAUUGAGCAGCUGAUUGCCUUUACUUUUUUUUUUAAUGAACAAGUGACAUCUAAGGGUUUUUUAAUGGCCUGUGUACAUUUUAAAAAAAAAAAGAGGUUGGUUUUUGUUUUUUUAUGUUGUGUUUCUUUUCACAUGAAAGUGAUUCUGCUGCAGCCCAAAAAAGGUUUUGCCCCCUGCAUACAACCAAAUAAUAACUGAAUCAUACCCAAA
This is a messenger RNA of Heteronotia binoei (common prickly gecko), 2566 nucleotides long. It is a transcript of the gene FECH, whose product is annotated as ferrochelatase. Gene Ontology annotation, molecular function: protoporphyrin ferrochelatase activity. Gene Ontology annotation, biological process: heme biosynthetic process. The transcript has 11 exons. The record is from RefSeq and is a predicted model, not a curated record. Lineage: Eukaryota; Metazoa; Chordata; Lepidosauria; Squamata; Gekkonidae. Bases 243 to 1508 code for a protein of 421 amino acids.